CCAUCUCGAAUGUCUGCCUUCCUAUAGCCACUGUAAAUCCCAUGCUUUGAAACGACCAUCGAACGGAUGAUGGAAACAAAAAUUUACGCUGGAACAAUCGCUCUCUCGAUCUAAUCGCUCCACGCUGACGCUGGCAAUCGGAAACUGCCGCGGUAAUGGCAAGCAUCGCCACUGCGACUCCUCCUCCUUCCCAGCCUCAUCGCCGUCGUGUUUUACGCCUCUGGCAGAGAAUUUUGCCACUGUCAUACAUAAACGGCGUCCUAGUUUAACACAUGCGUUUUAGUCGCGCGUGUUAGACGGGGGGAGCGCGUCGGACUAUAGAUGAGGCAGAGUGAAACUGCUCCUUAUAAUGAGAUGUGUAAAGCACUGGAGAUGUCGUGAACUCAAAGAUUUUUCAGGUAUUUGGAGUUCGACCAAAUAGAAGACAGCUACUGUCGCCGGUAACUGCGCUUUUUUACGGCGGGUCGUCACGUGAAGUUUGAUAAGUUUGGACGGAGUCAGUUGGCAGUUGUUUCCGCUGUGAACCCCAAAUGUUGCCAAAGUUUCUGUAAUCUAUCGUCGCUUCAGCAGUAAAGAAAUAGGGAAAAGAACAGACGAUAAUCUCGAAUGGUCAUCAGACGUUCAAAUUCGAUCAAUGAUUGUCAUUCGUAUCUUUUUCUGUACUAGUACAAGCUACUGCGUAUCAUCUGUGUCGUUGUACUCAGCGGUGAUUGCUAGCAGCGACCCUACGCUGGGCCAGGAUCUUUCAACAUGUUACAAAUAUUUCUGUAAUUAUAUCAGGUCAGGAAUGGCCUGUUAUUCGUUAAUGCAAGCAGACGCACGCUCCAAAGAAUACAUCAGAAUCGACGUGUCCUAUGCAAAACGGUAUCUAUAGGGUACACGCGCAACGAGCAGCGACGUGAAGCGGCUACACGUCCAAUCUGCGGCAUUAAGCGUUAUCAAACGUUUAGCCAUGGUGACAUGACGAAAAGACAGCUUUUGCUAUGUCGGCUACUGUCUCUGAUUGGCUGUUUCCCGGAUUUGUGAUGUGGUCACUGUUGCAUGUUGUCAGUGGCCCCCGUAGAUAUCGUGCGAUUAGAGACUGAGAUCAAAGUGGUGCCGUCGUACGUGCACGUUCUAUCCCGCUGUAAUAUUACACUAAUCCGAUCUGACAGGUUCCCGUCUAUGCUUACGUUUGAUCAGCUGACGCAGGAUCAUCUCAAUUGUGCAUGCAAUGCCAUAAUCGCUACCGCUCGAAGUGGUUGUCCAAUUGUAACAUUAACAAAGACAUCAACGCAAGCAAUAACACCAACAACAACGACGAGCUCAACGCAGUAUUCGACUGAACCACGCAGUGCGAGCACUUCAGGGGAGGGGGCGGGUGGAGGGCGGGGAGCUCUAACAGAGCGAACCCCAUCGUUCCUGAGCCUAUCACUGUAUUGGCAGCCUACCACUUAGGGACGUAGCAAUAGAUACGUUCAGUUGUCGCUACGCGUUCAUUUAAAGCUUGCCGUCGUCUUUUUUCUAGCAAUCAACGUGACGAAGUCGCAUUUCUUAUCGUGGUAAUACGCUUGAUAGUUCACCCUUGUCGGAGUAUCGCAAUAGUAGUCGAACGUGCUCAGUACAGCUGGCGUGCCCGUCUCUGCACUGACAGACGAAACAAUAAGCGGUUGCGGUGAUGUGAUGUGAUCGCGUUGAUGGUGCGUGAAACCGUCCAGGUAUCUAUGGCGAACGGAAAAGUUUCCGUCCAAAAGUGACGCAAAGGUGCCGAUGUGUUUAUUUAUUGCUACGAAGAAUAAGCCAUAUCUUAUUUGUUGUUCGGGUACGUUCUAUGUACGAAGUCCAAAUGAUCAUCUACCAGGAACGAGCCUCCCUGUGAACUCCGCGUGGACUCCGCCACUGAAAGUGUGGCUUUUUAUGCAUGUAUAUGAACUGCCGCGGGCGACAGGGUUCUGGAUAGUCUAAGCUCGGCGACGCUAUCAUCGAGGCGAUCAUUCGACAUCAAAAACCAUGGGGUCGUGGCAUUUACGCCUGCUAUUGCAGGGGCUUCUAAGCCUAUUCCAGGAAAUGUGGCUUAAUGCUCAACCCGUGCUUGUUUUGAAGUUAGCCAGAAUAUACGGCUUGGAUCGUAUUUACGCAUGUAUUCCCGCUGCCAGUAUGGCAGGUCUAGCUGCCGUUACGGAGGGGCUAAGCAGUAUCUUUUUGAGAAACACGUUCGAGCCUCCGCUAAUAGUUACGCUCGCAGGAGUCCUUAUCACCUGCGGAGGAUGUAGUCUCGUGUUUUUCGUUGAAGACCUACUUCUAGGCCUUACCGCUGCCUCCACCAUGUACGGGGUUGGAGUAGGUCUUACGCGGGCGCUCACCACAAACUUUGAACGCGGUGCGGUUGCCGAAGAGCUCCACUUUAAUCGUGAGGUCGGCAGCAUUCUCGGAGGCUUCGUGGGUGCUCCACUUUUGUUCGUGCUCGACGAUCUGCUUCUAACUAAGGGUGCCCUGCUCGUCAUUGGCGGUCUUAGUCUACAUUCUAUUGUCGUCGUCAUCGUCCAGCACAGAGCCCAAUGUCCAGUAUUCAACGAGCCUCAAUUGACCUCUUCACCUGAAACAAUUACCGCUGGCGUAACGGAAGAUGCAAAGUCACAUUACUCGGAGCUGAAAAACGACAAAGCGGCCAAACCCCUUAUUGACAAAGCAAUUGAACUCGAGCGCAUUGAGAAGCGUCUACCGUUAGCUCUUGCCAUCGACGGUAAAAUUCCCUUCACUGUUCAACGAAAACACCAAUCUCAGGACCUCGGUUACAGACACCGGGUGAACUCGUUCGCGGAACGUGAACUUCACUCCGUAAGUCACCACGUCCUUGAACGGCCGGCGAGACGGCGCUUGAACACUGAGCCAGCCAAUGCUGCAGACCAAAACUUCAACAUCAUCCAGAAGAUCAUCCGCGCACCAGAGCGAUCCGUUAGUGCCGACGUUUUACAUAACCCAUAUUCGAGCCCACGAAUUUUGCAGACGGCUACCAUGAGACGGUCCGUCUCCCAACUGUCGCUGACGGUACUCACGCCGAUCGCUCAACUUGUGCCUUUACACGUUGCGAUUUGUCAGGUUCUUCGAACAGGAGCAUUCGCCCUCUUAUUGCUUUCGUUUAUUUCGAACGUUCACCUUUUAGUGAUCUCAACGACACUCCUGGACGCCUACAUGGAUAAGGCCACACCUAAGGGCACCCAUUUUAUCCGUGACGGUAUUGAUCCGAUAUGCGUCUUCCUCGUCUUUACCUUGGCAAAACUUGUCGGUAUUCUAGUCACAGAUAAAUUGCUGCGAAAUUACGAUGCUUCUGAGAAGACCAUUGUGCUGUUAGCUAACUUUGUCGGCGGAUUCAAUCUUCUGACGACCCAGUUUGUUAAUCGACUUGUUGUCGUCGCUGCCUGGGCUGCCCUCUUUGGACUUGUGCAAUCCGCGCUUCAUUAUUUGCAGCCAAACCUCAUUCGGACAUACAUGGAAACAAGAAUCGAGCAUUACGCCCGAGCUAUGGCUCAGAUUAUCUGUGGCUUCUAUAUCGCCUUCGCUCUACCAAUCUUCGUUCAUCUUUAUCGUGACCUAGAGUAUCCGGGAUGGGAACCAUCGUAUGACCUCCUAUAUCAAAUUUUUGGUUUGGUACAGUUGGGUGUCUCCUACAACUGGCUAUUUCUUGAGCCGUUCUUAAACAAACCGUCGCUUUCCAAUGAGGAGAUCGGUGAAGAUGUUCCGGCAACGGACAAUGAUUCUUCACUGAAAGCCGACAAUGUAUAAAAUUAUCUAGAAAUUACGGCGAGAAGUGAUAGUCUGGUGUUUUUUGAAAUGCAUUUCUCGACGUACUAUAGCAGCGCAUGAAUGACUAGGUAGCUAAUGGCACGUAAACGAUGUGUCUGAAUAUACAGAAAUAUGUUAAACUAUUUAGAGGCCGUUUAAGAGGCUUCAAUCAAUACCGUGUGAUGAAUAUUAUCUGAACGCUACAUAUAUAGAGCUCAAUUUAAACUAAGAGCUGCACAAACUAUGUAAAGUAAUAUUUCGAAACUGUAAAUAAAUAACAAUGGCAAAACGUUUUUUUGCAUAGCUUAUCAGGUUUUCUUGUUGAAAAACAACGCAACGACUACUUGUUUUGGAUUACAACGAUAAACAAUCGACAGCUCCAUUUUCUGAAAAUCCUCAGGGACGAUUGCGUCUUGAAAAUCAAGUGACGUCCGCCAUAUCGUUUGUAUUCUCUCGCAAGAACAAUCUAUCAACACUUGAGCUUCAAUGCCCGAAGUUCCAGCUUAAAGGAACACAGCUAAGGAAAAGAUACAUGCUAUGGCAGAUAUUUCUUCGGUUUUGACUUUUAAAGCAUAACGUAUCAUUUGUGUUAUUUUCAUUGGCAGCUGCACCAGAGUUUGCUGUUAUUCUACACAUAAAUAUUAUUCAGAAAUACGUUGAUAUAAGCCAAAAACUAACCUGCAUUAAUAGUACCCAAUCAACUAACGUAAAUGUCCCAUCUUAUGAUAGCGUUCGUUGACAUGCGCAAUUUACCAUAGCUAACCUAUAUUCCGUCAAUGAGAUAACAGUAAUCAGCAGACCACUGUUUAUCUACUGCAUACGAGCACUGAAACAUUCCGCAUACGUACAUACAAAAUUUUUGGCGUUGGUUGUAGCAUCAGAUCGAGUGAAGCUUCGAAUCUACAUUUAAGUAUGUCUAAUAAAGUUCUCAUUCACUGCCAAUGUGCCCGUGGGUUCUUCACAGUCAUAUAAAAACCCUAUUCUGUUAACGCCACUUUCUCGAAACGGGUAGAAACAAUAGACAAGUGCAGGACAACGAUAUAAUUUGGUCACGACGUCCUCUGUUAUUAUUUAACGUUUUAAUUAAAAAAACAGUAAACCCAAUAGGGCUAGACGGCAAGGCAAACUCACGGCCUCUCCUUCCACAGAUGUAAAUAUUCCGUUUUGCCCUUAGAGACGCGUAUGUAUAUCUAGAUGGAUGAUAAUUAAGCUGUGCCCUGGGCGAUCUGCACAGUUACAUCAUCGGUACGAUACCAUCCCGAGGUACAGUAUGUAGGCCUUCUGGAUAGCUUGAAGAAGAAGUCUGAAAAAAAUGUUUGAUAGUUUGAAAAGAGUACGGUACAAGAGAAUUUGCCCCACUGUCAGAAGAUUUUGUCAAACGGUUCAGGUACUUUAUCCUCACUCGGCAUAUAAUAACAGCAGCAAGAUUAUAUCAAUCAGCGAUUUGCGAUGCGCGAACGUGAUCGAACAAUAACUGGGCAAUUUGCAAUUCCAGCGGUUCAUAAUGCUAUAGCGCACAACGCAAUAAUAAUAAUAAUGGGACGAACGACUGUGUGGCAGCAAGACAUGCGUGAGAAUGACGCAGAGUGUUUCCCAUGUGGUAGCUUUCGACUUAGAACAACACAUGGUAGCAACAUAAUAAUAACGGCCGCCCUCUGUCCUAUCGGCGAUAAGGAUUCGCUGGGGCAAGAGCAAUAUCACGAACUCCCAAGUAGAGAAUCAAAAACAGUCUUUUGGGCAGUGCAAAUUGUCUCAAAACCAACUGAUCCCUCUGGUUGACGCUGUAUCAUCCGGACUCUCAAGUUCAAACUGGGAGUGAAUCAAACACCUAGGCUCCUUCUGCUCGUUGCACAGACUCCCGAAAGGCUAUCGAUGAUUAAUUCCGGACCACGCGCCCACGUCCCGUGAGGCCGAGUCGGGACCACAGGGAGUUAUCAUUAAUAUAAUUGCCAUUUUUACGAAUAUGAGCUUACCCUUCCGCUAUAAAAUAUAAAAUUAGCAGAUAGUGGCUCACAAAUUCGAGACGUCUCUGUAUCGAACCGUUCGGAGCACUCUAGCUAUGAAGUUACUGAGUGAUCUAGGAGCAAAAAAAGUUAGCAGGGGAUUAGACAGUAAUCAGGUGACUGUGUGGCCACCACCCUAAAGUCACGUAAGGACGGCUUCUUGCCACCGGACGUCCAAGUUGGUGUCGUAAUUACCCUUUGGGGUUGAAAAACUAGACCAGGCUAACCCAAAAACACAAUCUGAUAAUAAUUUGAUGUGAUCGUAUUCUGCUUGGUUUUGGUGCCCCGUAUUUCGACAAAAACUUUUACACAUUUUGGCUAUGUUCUCACAAGUCCCUCAGAUAGAUAAUUAUAUGCAAUUAUGACUUAUGAAUUAUGAAACGGUGAAAUAGCGCCAGGGACCAGGAAAAUAUUAACUACGAUUUUAAUUAAACGCGUAAGAGCGACGGAAAGGCACAGACCGCGCAGUCGUAUCUUUAGUGAGUAGUAUGGAGACAUGACGCACAGGAAACAAGCUUGCAGUUGGAUCGAAUAGAUCAAGGUUAGCAAAAACAGCUUUCAACAAAAAAGAACACACACAAAGAAAUGCACCAUAUCUUUUCGCUUCUGUAUAAAGUAACAAUGCUGUUCUAAAUAAAGAUGAUUUUUAUUGAUCAUUAUGCAAAAACUGGAACAUUUUUGUUUUCGUAUGUUCGUGGUUAUGGUCCAAAUCGCCGUAUAUAUGCAGUAUGUACACACACUGUUUUUUUCAUAAGUCGGGUAGUGUUUCUCGAUUUUGCAAACUGUGUUUCAAUAGAGAAAACAUUACGAAAAGAAACGCUUCUUUUCGGCC
This is a messenger RNA of Varroa destructor (honeybee mite), 6597 nucleotides long. RefSeq lists its product as uncharacterized. Gene Ontology annotation, molecular function: monocarboxylic acid transmembrane transporter activity. The record is from RefSeq and is a predicted model, not a curated record. NCBI's taxonomy places the organism in Eukaryota, Metazoa, Arthropoda, Arachnida, Mesostigmata, Varroidae.